AUGGCGACCGAAGAGAAAGAAAUCGACUACACCCUCAACAACCCCGACACGCUCACCAAGUACAAGACGGCCGCCCAGAUCUCGGAGAAGGUGCUUGCCGAGGUGUCCAAGCUCUGCGUUGCUGGCAGCAAGAUUGUCGACAUCUGCGAGAAGGGUGACAAGUUGAUUGAGGAGGAGAUUGCCAAGGUCUACCGCGGCAAGAAGAUUACCAAGGGAUUUUCGCACCCUACUACCGUCUCUCCUGCCGCAUUCGUCACUCCUUACACCCCCCUGAGAUCCGACGAGAAGGAGGCCGCGGUGGAGAUCCAGCCCGGCGAGCCCAUCAAGAUUCAGCUGGGAGCUCAGAUUGACGGCUUUGGCUCCAUCGUUUGCGAUACCAUUCUGGCCCCGAAGCCCGGCGAGACGCGCGAUGUCAUUGAAGGGCGUGAUGCCGACCUCCUGCUAGCUACGCAUUAUGCCAAUGAGCUUCUCCUGCGGCUGAUGCUGCCGCCCGGACUGCUGGCCACUGGCACCGACGAGGAGAAGGCGAAGGCGGCUGCGGCCAAGCCUCCCUCUCAGUCCAAGAUCACUAGCCUGCUAGAGAAGGUGGUCAAGUCGUACGACUGCAACCUUGUCGAGAGCACGACUUCGUGGCUCUUUGACAGAAACGAAAUCGAGGGGAAGAAGAAGAUCGUCAUUGCCCCUGGCGAGAAUACCAAGGGCGAGGGAUCUCCGGAGGUUGGUGAGGUCUGGGGCGUCGAGAUAGGCGUCAGUCUUGGAUCAGGCAAGAUCAAGCAGUUCGAGCAGCGGACCACGUUGCAUCGCCGCACCGCCAACACGUAUGCUCUGAAACGGCCCACCUCGCGCAAGAUUCUGUCCGAGGUGCAGAAGAAGUUCGGCACCUUCCCCUUCAGCUUACGCCAGCUCGAGGACGAGCGUGAUGCAAAAUCUGGCGUCAUUGAGUGCGUCCGCGGCAAUGUUUUCCGCCAGUAUGAGGUUACAGGCGACAAGGACAACUCUCCUGUAGCCAGGCUACUGACCACCAUUGCCAUAACCAAGAACGGCAUCACUAAGCUGGGUGGGCCGCCUGCCUUGGAUCUGAGCAAGUUGAAGACAGACAAGAAGAUUGAGGAUGAGGAGAUCCUCAAGAUCUUGGAGCAGCCGCUCUCCCGCAACACGGGUAAGAGCAAGAACAAGAAAAAAAAGAAGCCAGCCAAGAAAGCAGCAGCGAAGGAGGAGGAGGAUGAGGACGAUGAUGAUAGCGAUGAUGAGUAG
Molecule: messenger RNA, 1254 nt
Organism: Canariomyces notabilis
Lineage: Eukaryota; Fungi; Ascomycota; Sordariomycetes; Sordariales; Chaetomiaceae
Product: Creatinase/aminopeptidase
Exons: 4
Coding region: 1-1254 (417 amino acids)
Source: RefSeq, a predicted model, not a curated record